This is a messenger RNA of Aspergillus candidus, 3402 nucleotides long. Its product is annotated as putative Chromo domain protein Chp1p. The record is from RefSeq and is a predicted model, not a curated record. Lineage: Eukaryota; Fungi; Ascomycota; Eurotiomycetes; Eurotiales; Aspergillaceae. The coding region runs from base 1 to 3402 and encodes 1133 amino acids. The transcript has 4 exons.
AUGACGGGCAAGAGUGACGAUGAAAUCUCCCUCACUUCUCCCACCCCCAGUGAACAACUCUCAGAAUAUGAAGUGGAGUCCAUCUUGGGUGAAUUGGAGGCUCCGGAUGGUCAUCCCCAAUAUCUUGUAAAAUGGAGAGGCUAUCCCAUAGAACGCUGUUCCUGGGAGCCGGCCGACUCGUUCAACACGCCCGAGACCCUGGCGGAUUGGGCGAGGACGAAGCGUGCCAUCGAGGAAGGAAGGCGUCAACCCUUUGAUAUCAUCAGAUGGGAAAACCACGUAUUCGCUCUUGAGGAAGCCAGCCAGGAGAGAAAACGAAAGAGGGCAGCCAAGAGACAAAGCCUGGGCCUUCCUCGUCAACCCAUUGGAAUCGUCAGCAACGAGCGUAGAACGUCCGAUGUACCGUUGACGGGGUCUCACUCCGAUGCUGCCAGUCAGCGUGUCACCAAAGCGACAUCAUCCCAUGAUGCUCAAGCGGCCCUUUCCUCACAGCCAAAGCCGUCAAAGCCAGCUCUGCCACCAAUUCUGUUUGGAAAUGCCAGUGAAAAACGCCCUCAAACGGCCAGGAAGGCGUUCAACACCGACCCAAACAAUCGAUUUAGUCUGUCGACCAGGUGGAGGUAUGAAAAAGCGAAGAGAGACGAACCUCCUCCGAAUAUCGAUCAGCUGGACCUCGUACCGCCGUCGAAGUGGACUCCCAUGUCGAAUCCCAAUGCAGCAAAACUUGGCCCUUACAAGGCCCGGACAACCGUUGAAAGCGAGUCUCUAACGGAGGCCCGUCGUCAUCCGGAAAACGACACAACCGAAUCGCCUGCAGGACCGUCACCGUCCGAUUCUCGACGUGACACUCGACGAGGCGACGAGGUAUCCUAUCGGCCUCCGAUAGACGCUGAUCGCUCAAACCGCUUUCGUGAUUCGAGGCUUGAUACUCGAAGAGGCGACGAGAUAUCUAAUUGGACUUCGACGGACGCUGAUCGCCCAGACCGCUUUCGUGAUUCGAGGUUCGACACUCGAAGAAACGACGUGUCCGAUCGGGCUCCGAUGAACGCUGAUCGUCCAAGCCGCUUUCGUGAUCCGGAGUUUGAUACUCGAAGAGACGACGAGAUAUCUAAUUGGACUCCGACUGACGCUGAUCGCCCAGACCGCUUUCGUAAUUCGAGGUCUGACAGACCGUGGGAACCAUCGCGGGAACCCCGUGGCAAAUAUGUUAUUUCGCCAAACGGAGUGAAGCGGUUUCUGGACCCAGGCGACCUUCUCAUCACUAUGCAUUAUGGCCCACUAAAGGCCCCAAUUGGAAAUGUCAGAUUGGCUGGUCUCAGUCCUUACAGUCGAAAGAAUAUUAUGACUUGCAAGAGAGAUGGCGAAGUGGACUUGUGGUUUCAGUACCUCUGCUCGCUUGAUGAGUAUGACUGGUUAUGCUUGAAUUCUGCCAACCAAAAGUAUUGCACUGGGUCAGUCCAUGCAUAUGAAGAUACAGAAUCGAAUCUCGUGAAGUUUGCAGAUUUCCUACAACAUAGAAACAUGGUGGGAAUAUUUGCAUCUGACAGGUAUCCGUUCAACGUGGUUCUUGUCUAUCCACCUAGCUCAACAGGCUUUGGAUUCCUCAGUGAUGGCAUGCAGAAUGAUCCACAGUCACCUCUUCACUUUGUCGUACGGAGCACAUUGGGUCGUAUUCAGAAAAAGAUUCCCUCAUUGCGCGAGCAUCAGCAGUCUUUGCAAAGUCCGGUAGACGAAUCUAUCUCUCAUGAAAGAAUGUCACGGAUCACGAACACACUUAUACCUCACAGAAUGUCUUGGCACAACCCUUCUUCCCAAGCAGACCUUCACAGAAACAGUGACUCGACGGCUCCCUUGCAGACAAAUCUUACUCAGCGCGUCACGUCAAAAAGAUCACAGGAAAACACUAUACUGGCGGCCAACACCAAGAGCCCAGCAGCACUUCACCCGCCCCAAGAUACAAAUACACCUAGCAACAAACCCGGAUCAUUUUUCUCGCCCCAAGAUACAAAUCCACCCCGCGACGACCCGGUAGCUAUGUCAGAACCCAUGGAACUCGAUUCUAAUACUCCUGGAUCUCCUCCCUCUGCCGAACCUGUUCAAUCCUCUCUUCCUCCUCCCGCUUCUCCUCCCGCUGUCUUACCCAUCCGACCCACUCCACCUGUCGCACGUGCCCCGGAGCCUGAAGCAGCAGUCCUUCAGACUACCGAGCGUCCUUUACCGCCUGUUGAAGGGUUUGACUUGAGCGAACUCUUCAUGACACAAUUCGGGAUCACUUUUAAAUCUCUGGCGGCUGUCAAUAUGGCGAGCGGUAGCCAGAGCUUCUAUCUUAUGUUCCCAGAGGGGAACGAAACCACCCAACAAGAAUACCAGAUUCUCAAGGCGUUUCUCGACAAGAACAAUGCAGUGGUGUUCUCCAAUCACCUACCGGAAGACUGGAAGAAGUUUGCCGUGUCCAAGGCCGGCGUCAUUGUGUUCCAUGAGAGUUUCGUCGACUAUUAUACACUGCCAUCCUUCAGAGAGAUCCUCUCAGGCAAAUUUACACUCUGGAACUUGUCACUCGCGACUCCUCUCCAGUACGUGCGACACAAAACACAUAUCCAGCGGAUCUUCCCUCAUGGGGGUGUGAUCCUCAUGACGGAAGAUUUUAUGCUUCGCCAGCCGCGCGCGUCUUUGAUCAUCCUUGCCUGGUUUAACGAUUUUGCCAACAAGAAGUUCCCAGGGAGCUGGAAGAUGAUGCUGCGCCCGGACAUCAUAAACUGGCUGUCUGAGCUACCAGAGCCCCGGGAGCCCUCAGAGCAAGGAAUGUGGAUAGCUAUGUGUCACUACAUCCUCCAACUCAGCUACACCUCCAGCCAACGGGAGCUCGACGCCGAAAUCCUCGCCGGCGACAGCGACGAAUACCACGAAAGCAAAGUCAUCUCGCCCCCCUUCCUCCCAAACUACGGCUCCCGCAGCGAAGACGACAGCCCAGACAUCCCGAAGGGCCUGUCCCAGGAGCACCGCAACACGGACCACCUGGCUGAAUUCUUCGCCGGCUGGGCCCUCGUCAACUCGCACGUCUUCCGCCACUUCCACAUAGUCACAUAUCUGCGCCCUCCCGAGCGCUGGAGCGCCUGGCAGCACGUAGACGUCAAACACGGCUCCAAGGCCUUCAUGACCGCCUUUAGUAUCGACUAUCAGAGAUACGACUGGAUCAUCAAGGGAAAGAGCGGACCACCGCCUUCGUCAUCGACUGACUCUCGCUCCACGCAGCGCACGCCCACGACGCCGCAGACUCCCAGACCUGGUGGCAGCCAUAGUUGGAGAUCGCGCGAGGGAGGUGAUCAGGGAGGGGAUCGGGAUCGGGAUAGGCGACAUCCGCAGAAUCCCUCGCGGCCUCAGUAUCCGCAGGCAUACAGGUGA